Chelonus insularis is the source of this 1538-nucleotide messenger RNA. Its product is annotated as putative methyltransferase C9orf114 homolog. The transcript is spliced from 2 exons. The record is from RefSeq and is a predicted model, not a curated record. Lineage: Eukaryota; Metazoa; Arthropoda; Insecta; Hymenoptera; Braconidae. The coding region runs from base 333 to 1472 and encodes 379 amino acids.
AUGAAAUUGUACUGAAUCUUUUGUGCUGGGUCGAUUGAGCUAUAGAUGGAUCAAAGUAUAGUUCGUGAAUAGCACAUAUCAUGACAGGUGAACCUGUACAUCGACGAUACUAUAGUGUAAUAAAUAUAGCAGAGAGAAAACUAUUCCAUUCAAGAAAUUCUAACCUACAAACUGUUAGGCAGUGAUGUUUUUGUUAUCGACAAAACAUGUGAUAAUGUAUUUGAUUGUUGAAUAAUCAUUUUUUUUAUCUUAAACAGUGAUAAAAUAUACUAAAAAUACUUGUUAUUAAUUUUUAAAGUGAACAGGAGGAACAAUUUCUCAGUUUCUUGAAAAUGACUACUCUUCCAACACUGGGAAAAACAUGGAGCGAGCACAAUCGUAUGAUGAAAGAGCAGAAAAAGAAGAGAAAAGAAGAACAGUUAAUGAAACAGCUUGAAAAAGAAACUAAAAAAUGUCAAGAAUCUGAAAUAAUAAAUCCAGCUUCAGAGUAUGAUAAAAUGAAUAUAUCAACGUUAAGUAUUGCUGUGCCAGGAUCAAUUUUAGAUAAUGCCCAGUCCCCAGAGCUACGAACUUACUUAGCAGGUCAAAUAGCACGUGCUGCAUGUAUAUAUAAAAUUGAUGAGAUAAUAGUGUUUGAUGAUCAGGGAGAUAUUACAGAACCAGAAAAGAAAAAAAUGAAAAAAGAUGAACAGUUGGGAGAAGCAAGACUUGGAUGUCUUCAAUUAGGUCGAAUCUUGCAGUAUCUUGAGUGCCCACAAUAUUUACGUAAAUAUUUUUUUCCUUUACACAAAGAUUUACAAUAUGCCGGAGUUUUAAAUCCUCUUGACGCUCCUCAUCAUCUAAGACAACAAGAUGCAUCUUUAUUCAGAGAAGGAGUUGUUACUAAUAAACCAAUUAAACCAGGAAAAGGAUCUCAAGUGAAUGUAGGGCUUUUACAAGAUGUUGAAGUUGAUAAAACUCUUACUUCUGGAUUAAGAGUAACUGUGAGAAUUCCUCCUGAUCAAAAUACAAAAAAAUUAAAAGGAACGAUUGUUUCACCAGAUACUCCAAAAAAAGAAGUUGGACUUUAUUGGGGAUAUAAUGUUCGACUAGCUUCUAACAUUUCUGAAGUGUUCUCUAAGUGUCCUUAUGACAAAGGGUAUGAUCUAACAAUUGGAACUUCUGACAAAGGAAAAUCUGUCGAUGAUUUAGAAGUAAAAAGUCUUCAGUAUCACCACGGAUUAAUUGUUUUUGGAGGAGUAGCUGGAUUAGAAGCUGCUGUCGAAGCUGAUCCUCUUCUAGAUGUGGAAGACACUCCAUUAGUGUUUAAUGAAUAUUUAAAUACAUGUCCUAAUCAAGGAUCUAGAACAAUAAGAUCUGAAGAAGCUAUUCUAGUAUCCCUUGCUGAAUUGCGAACCAAGUUAUCUCCUAUUUAUCCAUCGAAGUUUAAUUUACAGUUUCCAAACCUAAAUAAUAGUUGUGAAAAAAAUUGAAGCUUCUAUGGAAGAAACAACCAAGAGAUUACGAAUUAAUAAACUUAUAUAAUAUGUAAAAAUAAA